This is a messenger RNA of Diaporthe amygdali, 1332 nucleotides long. RefSeq lists its product as uncharacterized. NCBI's taxonomy places the organism in Eukaryota, Fungi, Ascomycota, Sordariomycetes, Diaporthales, Diaporthaceae. Bases 1 to 1332 code for a protein of 443 amino acids. The transcript has 4 exons. The record is from RefSeq and is a predicted model, not a curated record.
AUGCCGGAACUCUCCAUUGCAACAAAGCAGUUGACACGCUGUGCCGUACUCCUCUUUUCAUUCCUCUCCUUCGCUCACUUGCACCUUGCACAACAGCUGCCCAACACUUUGUACUACUCCAAUGAAUCGCUCCACCAAGCUCUAAACAACCAAAGCACUGACGCAAAUGGCAUCUGUUCACCAGAAAGGAUUGGGGCUGGCCCUCGACCCGAGGUCGAUACUCCCGAAGAGUUUCUGAAUUUUACCACGCUCUUCGCCACAGCACGCAUCGCCAGCACGCCCCUUGGAUAUAAACUGGUCGGCCAAGCGCUAAAUGGCUCCAUGUAUGGAAAGGUUUUUCAAGGUCUUUACUACCUCGACGAGUACAAUCCUGCACUGUGUGCGUCGGAAUGCAACGAAAUUGAAGAUUGCAGCGCAUUCAAUGUUUACUAUGAACGAGACCCAACCAUCAGUCCAAGUUACAACGGGUGUCCGAACCCUCCGUCUACCACAAACAUCAAAUGUGUCCUCUGGGGUCAAUCCAUAAAUACGGAUAUCUCGCUGAAUUGGGGCGAAGACAGAUGCGACUUCAAGGUUGUCAUCGCUGGGUCAAACUGCUACAUAAAGCAAGCCGCACGCAACAAUCUCACUGACCUUGGCUUUUUUGGACCCCGUGGCGAGUAUGUCUCAAUUCUCUGGGAUAGUUCUCUGCCCCAGUAUACAGUCAACCUUGUUUCAAUGACCAAGGCACUUGUGAAUUAUAGCCAGAUGAUUGAGCCUGAAGAUGGCUACCUGACCUUCCUCGAGGUCUAUCGCGAAAUUUAUGCAACAGACGGCGAAGGCCCCAGCUACGAUCCCGCAGUAUGUGCUGAGAAGUGCAAUGCUCUCACCAAGUACAACAGUAAAAACAGAGUCAACCAGCAUCCCUAUAUCAACGGCGCCUAUCCCAAAUGCAACAUGUUCAAUAUGUUCGAGGUGUCCAUGAUUUCCGACAACAACCCCAUAGCUUUCGUGUGCUUCUUCUACUCCACGAGCUGGGAUAGCCUGUAUUCAACAGAGAUGAGUGGCGUAGAUCCCGAGGGCAGGCACUUGCAUGCAAGUAUGGUCAAGGUAUACCAACGACUUGAUUACACAGACCCUCCGCUGUGUGCUCUAGAAGAGUGCAAGGGGGCACAGUAUUAUCGGGGUGGUAAUUGCUCAGGAUGGGGCCCUGAGUAUUCCGAUUCGUUUCCAAUCACAAGCCCGACAUCUCAUGGCGAAAUCGUGAUCACUUUGACUUGGAAAUCAUUGAAUGAGUAUUGUUUGAUUUUCGGCCAGCGCCUCGGCUUUGACUACAUAUGCAAUGGAUAUUAG